CUUCACGAGAGACGGAUGUUGCUGUCGUUUCGUUCCUGUUUUGCCUUAGGUUUUGGGAUGAAUUCAAGAUCUAUAUUGUGUCCGUUUGGAGGUUUCAAUCUUCUGUGGAAUUAGGACUCGAGUGCUGUAAUCCAAGCUGGGAGGAUGGGAGCAGCAGGACAAAGGCGAGGACUCUGUCUCUGCGUCAUAUUGGUUUGUUUGGAGCAGGUUGCAGCACAGAUCAAAUAUUCCAUCGCGGAGGAAGUCAAAGUGGGAACCGUGGUGGGAAACGUGGCCAGGGAUCUGGGACUGGACGUGGGCUCGUUGGCGGAGAGACGUUUUCGCAUUGUUUCGGGCUCAGAGGGGGCUCAGUUUGAGGUAAAUGCAAACAAUGGCGUUCUCUUUGUGCGGAAAAGCGUCGACCGAGAGGAGCUCUGUGAGGGCGUCUCGCCGUGUUUAGUGAGGCUGAAAUUAGUCGCAGAGAAUCCCAUGGAAAUACAUCAUGUGGGCGUAGAAAUUUUGGAUAUUAAUGACAAUUCGCCCACUUUUCAAGAGGAAGAGAAUAUUUUUGAAAUAUAUGAGUCCGCUCUUUCUGGAAAACGCUUCCAAUUACCAAUCGCACAUGAUCCAGAUGGUGUUGUCAAUACGGUGCGUGCGUACAAAUUAAACACGAAUGAAUAUUUUAAUAUACAAAUUCGAGAGCGAGGCGAUGAUAAGAUACCCUUUUUAAUUUUACUAAAGUCUCUGGACAGAGAAAAACAUGCUGAGCACAGACUUGUUCUCACUGCAGUUGACGGUGGAAAUCCACCAAGAUCUGGAAGUCUUAAUGUCACCGUUAUUGUGCUUGACUCUAAUGAUAACCUUCCAAUAUUCACACAAGAAGUAUAUUCCAUCACUUUACCUGAAAAUGUCAAAUUGGGCACAAGCGUUAUCAAGGUGGAAGCAACUGACCAGGACGAAGGUUUAAACGGCGAAGUUGAAUAUUAUUUUCGUGGAGAACUUGACUCUGAAAUCUAUGAAAUGUUUAGUUUGGAUAAAAACACGGGUGAAAUAAGAGUCAAAGGCCAAAUUGAUUUUGAGAAGGUUGACGUUUACAAAUUAGACGUCCAUGCUACCGAUAAAGGACAACCUCCUUCGACAACCGAUUGCAGGGUGAUCAUUAAAAUCGUUGACGAAAAUGACAACCGGCCCGAAAUCGACGUAACUUCUUUGUCAAAAACCGUAGCGGAAGAUUCCAAACCUGGGACUGUCGUUUCUCUUAUAAGCAUCACAGACAAAGACGUCGGACUGAACGGCAAAGUCAUAUGUAGUCUUUCACAAAAUGUCCCAUUCGAACUAAAACCUUCCUUUCAGGAUAACAUGUACUCGUUGGUUCUGAAAGACAGACUGGAUCGAGAAUUCGUGUCGGAUUAUGACAUCACAAUCACAGCGACAGACUGCGGUCAACCUCCUCUGUCCACUUUUCAAAUUCUGCACGUGGACGUGUCAGACGUUAACGAUAAUAUUCCAACAUUCUCGCACGAUCCAAUCCAACUUUAUUUGCCGGAAAAUAACGUGCCGGGGAACUCCAUCUUUUCCGUCACCGCAUUCGAUAAAGACCUGAAUGAAAACGCAGCGCUGACGUAUCACAUUAAGAGAGGACAAGGAAGUCAAGUGGACAUGUCAACAUUUUUAAGCAUCAACCCUGAGAACGGCGACAUAUCGGCGCUGAAGAGUUUUGACUUUGAGACGCUGAAAAGCUUCCAGUUCCAGGUGUCGGCCACCGACGGCGGAAGUCCUCCGCUGAGCGGCAACGUGACGGUCAAGGUGUUCAUUCUGGAUCAGAACGACAACGCUCCGGUCAUCCUGUAUCCGCUCAGCUCCAACGGUUCCGCCCGAGGCGCGGAGGAGAUUCCCCGCAAUGCCAAAGCGGGAGACUCGGUGACUAAAGUCCGAGCCUACGACGCCGAUACGGGAUAUAACGGCUGGCUACUCUUUUCGCUGCGGCCGCUCGGCGAGCGCGCUCUCUUUUCUUUGGACCGCUAUACGGGCCAGAUCAGAACACUUCGCCCGUUCACGGAGACGGACGAGGCCGAGCAUCGACUGCUCGUACUGGUCAAAGACAACGGCGACGUUUCGCUCUCGGCGACGGCUACCGUGACCGUCAAACUGGCGGAGCCCAAAGAGGCUUUGGCGGCUUCCGACCAUGCGGGAAGCGCGGCCGAAGAGGACGAGCGCGAGGACCGGGUGACUUUUUAUCUGGCGCUGACUUUGGGCUCGGUCUCUCUGCUUUUGGUCAUCAGCGUGGUGGUGCUGAUCGCCAUGCGCUGCUCCAAAUCCUCAGAGUACACUUCCAAAUAUCUACAAGACGCUCAUUAUGACGGCACGCUGUGUCACAGCAUCCAGUACAGAUCGGGAGACAAACGCUACAUGUUAGUCGGACCCAGGAUGAGUGUUGCUUCCGCCGGCGCCCCGGGCAGCCACGCCGGCACGCUGGUUCUGCCCGACGCCAGACGUGCGGCCGCAGGGGAGGUAAGACAGAAAAAAAACUGUUUUACGAUAUUCUCUGAUGUUUCUUGUAUUUUAUCGGCAGAGCUUCACGUAAACACUGGCCAAUUAGCCAAAUGCCGGUGAAUUUCAGCAGUGGCUAGUAAGAUUGCUAGCCACUAGCCACUUUGGCAGGUGUCGUUUGAUGUGAACUACGGCAUGUGUCGUGCAGGCGACCUAGACGCAUUGUGGUUUUGAUGAUUUCUUCAUUUCAAAGGGCAAUGACAUGCAUUACCCACGAGACUGCACAAGUGAGGGACAACGAGGCAGGUCAUUAAUCACAAAAGGAAACUCAUGGUGCUUGAUAAACCAGCAGUUAGUGAACAAUAUUAAACUAAACAGGGCGGGGGAAACACACAUAAGGUCCUAAAAUAAUGCUUGGGAAUA
Molecule: messenger RNA, 2892 nt
Organism: Phyllopteryx taeniolatus (common seadragon)
Lineage: Eukaryota; Metazoa; Chordata; Actinopteri; Syngnathiformes; Syngnathidae
Product: protocadherin gamma-A11-like
Exons: 1
Coding region: 145-2592 (815 amino acids)
Biological process (GO): homophilic cell-cell adhesion
Cellular component (GO): plasma membrane
Molecular function (GO): calcium ion binding
Source: RefSeq, a predicted model, not a curated record